GAGUGCAGGGCGGGCCGCAGCUGGAAGGAAAACUUGAGCUGGGAGAGGAGGCUGAGCUGGAGGGCGGCUGCCCCCGGCCCUGUGAGGGGGGAGUCGCCGCGGAGGCGAAGGAACCCGGGACAGCGGGGCCGCCGGGGCGCUGCGCGCAUGCUGGGCGGGGGGCGCCGCCGGGGCUCGCGCCCUGGGCUACCCGGCCGCCGCUGCCCAGGGCGCCCGGCAUGUCGGUGCAUUACACGCUCAAUCCGCGCGUCUUCUGGCCUCUGGUGACCGGCCUGUGCACUGCCCUCGUGUGCCUCUACCAUGUCCUGCGAGGAAGCGGGGGAGCCCGGGCCGAGACCCCCGACGGUGCGGACGGAGGCUUCCCGCUGCUCAAGGUGGCUGUCCUGCUUCUCCUCGGCUACAUCCUUCUGCGCUGUCGCCACGCUGCCCGGCAGCAUUUCCUGCCCGCGUCUCCGCGUCUGGGGAGGCACUCUAGACACUUCCGGGAGCCGAGCCUUGGCAUCUUGCUGGAGAGUUACUACGAGCACGAGGUGCGUCUAUCACCACACGUGCUAGGCCACAGCAAGGCACACGUGAGCCGUAUAGUGGGCGAGCUGGUGCGGGCUGGCCGCGUCCGGAUGUCCCCAGGCCCCAUCCCCGGUGGAGCGCUGGCCUUGGCUUUCCGAGGAGACUUCAUCCAGGUGGGCAGCGCCUACGAGCAACAUAAAAUCCGCCGACCAGACGGCUUCGACGUACUGGUGCCGUUGCGCCUCCCACCGCUGGUGGCGCUGGAGCCGCGGAGCCUGGGUGCCGAGCCCGCGCUGGCCCCCGCCUUCCAUGGCUGCUUCGUGUGCGCACUCAAGGUGCCUCCCGGAGCCUCCGGGGGGCCCUGGCUCCGGGACUGCAAACCCUUCACCGACGGCUUCUGCGUGGACGUGCGCGGGCGGCGCCACCUCUCUGCCACACUGGUGCUGCGCUGGUUUCAGUCGCACUUGCAGCGCUCCCUGGCCACUGUGCGCUACAGCCUGGAGGGGCACUGUCGAGUCAGCCUGACCCCCGGGGGCCUGGAGCAGCCGCCCACCCUGCACAUCCUGCCCUGCCGCACCGAUUACGGCUGCUGCCGCCUUUCCAUGGCCGUGCGUCUCAUCCCUGCGGUCCAUGUGGGCGACGGCGUCUUUCUUGUGGCGCCACCACCGUCACCCUUGCCAGUCGGGCCCCUGUCGGAGCUCCCCGGAGGCCUCCGGGCGGACGCACUGUGGGGCGUGAACACAGCACGCCAGGAGCAGAAACUGCUGGGCUGCCUGCAGGAACGGGCUCCCCCUGGUGCCUGCUACCUCAAGUGCCUGCAGCUGCUGAAAGCUCUGCGAGAUCUCGGUGCCCGCGGGCUGAAUCCAACGGCAGCCACGCAGUGGGGGCGAAUCCUGUCCUCAUACACGCUCAAGAGCGUGGUGCUGGCAGGGCUGCAGCGCGAGGGGCCUCCUGCACAAGGCUGGACUGAGGCGCACCUGGGCGAUCGCUUGGAAGAGUUAGUGCAGUUCCUUAGGGACUGCCUGCUGCGACGCCAGACCCUCUUCCACUGCGUGCUGGGCCCUGGUGGGGCUGCCGCUGAGGUGGGUCCACUGCCCAAGGUACUGCGUGAAGCUGCCCCAGUUGACCUCCUGGCUGCUUUCGAUCGGCAGGCGCGGGAACUCGCUGCCGCGCGAUUGCUGUCCACGUGGAGAAGGCUGCCCCAGCUUCUCCGAGCCUAUGGGGGUCCCCGCUACCUGGCCAGGUGCCCCCAACCCCGGGGUCCGCGCGUCCAGGGCUUCCCUGCAGAUGAACCGUAAACCUUGACAGCGCCGCUUACUAGCCUUAAAGCUCCCAAAGCCUUUCCUACCGGAUUGGGGUGGGGAUGGCAAUGAAGCCAGUUUAACGCAAGGAGCAUGAGCUUUCAGGUGUUGGAAAUUCGGAGGACGACAUUUAAUGGCUCCACAAUCCAGUAUAGUAAUGCCACCUUCUUCACGCCCACCAGAGUCUCCUGGGCAAACAAUGGAAAGACAUGCAAGGGCUGCAGCUACUGGUUGGUCCAAAUGAUUUGUGUGGAAUGAUUCUGUAGAAGGAUCAGACUUUUAAGGAAGUCCAGUAAAGGAAGCAAGAACCAACUGUAGGAAAAAGUUCCCUAUGGUUUUUGAGACAUCUCUUCUGGUGUCCAAAUUUAAAGAAGUUAAUGUUUUUUUGAUGUAACUGCUUGCUAGGUCCUGGGUUCCUGAUUGUCUUUUUUUUUUUAAUUAGAAUCUUUAAUUACGAUUGGAAUUGAAGUCCUAAUCUACAAGCUACCGUUGUGAGGAGCAUAGUUUCAACUAUUCAAAUUAAUCUUAGUGUAUUUUUUCAAAUGGUGGAAUCAUAGUGUUUGACAGGAUUGUGAAGCAUUAAGUCACACGUGUUGAGAAGCAGUCAAGAGUUAGAGGAACUUCCAGAGCAAAUAGCACUUUAUUUUGAUAAAUUCUUUCAUUUUGUGGUAAUUGCUAGUGCCAAGUAUUGCUUCUGAAAGGGAGGCCAAUUGCAUUUAUCAUUAAGAAAUGUGCCAUCUUGAAAAGCAGGCUUGUUUAACAUUCCUCCAGGCACAAGCUGCGAAGUGUACCAGCCAACACCCAUUCACUGAGUGCCUACUGUGAGCCAGGCCCAGUGCAAAAUAACAGAGGAAAAAAAGAAAAAUAUUGUUUAAGACAACACAUAAAGGCAUAAAACACAUUGGGUCUCGAGGAAGAUGUCUGUGUCUUUGCCUAUCAAGGUGUCUCGCCGGGGCUUGCUGCUGACUGGAGACAGAAACCUUUUUGUUCUAAGGCUUUUUGGUAAACUCCUUUGCUUGAUUUCUUCCUGAGUUUAAUGGGAAAAUGAAGAGGAAAUGCCAGCAGCAAUGUCUAGCAUGUAGUUAACUGUCUCAGUCAAUGGUCAGUGAUCGUUAGUGGUUAUAAAGUUUUUCUCCCAUUGCCCAAGCAGCCUUUAUGUGGUCCUGAGGCCAACUUUGAGGAGUGAUUGAUUCAGCACAGGUCCUACAAGGCAUUUCACUUAGGUAAGUUCAGUGUCUUGGGCUCUGUGCUAAAAGAUCAGUUACUCCCGGAACAAGUCAGUAGGAGGUUAAGGGAGACAGCCCUUGUCAUCAGCCUGCUAUUUUUUCUAUUUGGACAUAAAUAUCACCAGGUUGAAUGUAUGUUGCAGCCAAGAGGAACCGAUUCUAAAAUCUUUCCUUGUUCUCCCAAAUUUCUAACAACUUUCAAUUGUAUCAGUCGAUAUAAAACUCAGUGUUAGAAUUGUCCAUCAUCUGCUUGCAUAAUAGAAAACGCAGCCAGUCCUGUGUUAUACUUUGGAACUUUUUUUUUCUAAACAAAGACAUGUUACUUCCUUAGAUUCUUAAAGGUAAAAUUUAGAAGACAGAAACAGCCAGCUGAAUAGGGCCAUUGUUUAAUUUCUGAGUUAUUUUGAGGGAACUUGAAGCUUUCUUCAGGAGACCUACUUGACUUCUGCAGAAAAUUAUUGUUAAUAAUUUACAGGGAAUCCUCAUCAGAGCUGUAGAGAACUCUUAUAUCCUUUGCCUCCUUGGACUGUCAGACAAACAGUUCCAAAUGGUGCGCCUUCCUUUUGAGGUUGUUUGGAGGACAGUUCCCCUUGAUACCACAAAGAUUGUUGCUAGCCUUUGAGGUCAGUAUUAAGUCAUAAGGUACUACAUUUAGCAAAGGCAUCAGUCUCCAAACUUCCUGCAAAGAUAUAAACUGCACAGUGUUCUGUAAAAUUACUUUUAAAAAUAAAUGCCAAGAGUAAGUAGAUAUAUAUGUGUACAUAUAUAUAUUUAUAAUGUUUUCAUACUCAGCCACAAUUUCCCCUGUAGUCAUUAAGUAGACUAAAGUGGGGAAUAGCAAGGCUUAUUAGAGGGAUUAUAAAGCUUUAAAAGCUGAAUUUUCCAAAUAUUUCUAGCUGAAUUAAUAGGUUCCUUUUUUUUAUCUUAUUAACAUUUUGAAGUUUAAAUCUGGUAACAUACUCUUCCUGUAGUGUUGUUGUUACUGUUCUGGUUAAUUACCCACAGCCUCAUCCAUCCUCAAGAUUUUAAAAUUUAACUAUUUUUUUAAAUUAAUGGGGUGGGCAUUGUGUUUGUGAAUUUUAAAGAUAUUAAUAUUUAAUUUAAAUGCCAUGCUGAACUAUUGUUCUUUGUACAUGGUAACCAAAACUCAGAGCUUUAGAUCUAUUUUGAUCAGUAUUGAGUAAUCCCAAACACGGACUGUGUACAAAUGAAAUAAUAUGGCAUAUCAGCCAAGUGUGAUGGUUGCCCAAAGCACUUAAGCUCAAUUCUGUAUUUAAGUAGGGCUCUGACAUGUCCUUGAUCAGCAAUGUACGCAUUUUUGGUGUAUACUUGGUACUGGAGAUUCAUAUAUGCAACUAUUCUUAUACAAGAAGGCUCAAAAUUGUUUGUGUUAACAAUAAGGAAAGAUUCAUUUCCCAGCCAGGGCCCAGAGAAAAAGCUGUGGGGAAGAUGACUCAGCCGUUUUGCCACGAGACACCCUUCAGGAACUCCUACUGACCAGUCUUUGGGAGCCAUCCUGGAAUGCUCAUGGCUGGGUAAAGAAUUUUUUCUUCUUUUCCACAAAAAGAAACGGAAGCUGAAAGAAAGGAGAGUGUGAGUGAACCAAGAGAUAUCUGAAGAAUUCAGGAAGGAGGACUUAAGAUGGAAAUGAAAGGAAAAAAUGGUUAGAAGGGAGGUGGGGUGGAAAUCAUAUGAGUACAGGAGAGGUUUGGGUCGGGAAACACACUCUAGCUUUGUGCUAUUUCAAACCAGGGGUCGCAAACUCAGCAGCCGGAGAGGGACAGAAAUGGAGGGGUGGCUGCGGGGUGGGGAUAUUGCCUGUCUUGGAGGGGGUCAUUCAUUGCUCAGCUCCAUGCAGGAAAAGGGGUAGGGAGGGGCUGAAAAUCAGGACUUUUUUCUUAACUGAAACUUGAUGUUUUUCAAAGAAAAUAAUUUUAAAAUGUCCAAAACACCACGUGGGCCAAAAGAGUUGAGCCUGGAAGCUACCAGUUUGCAACCCCUGCCUUACCCAGUUAACUCCCCUGCCCCUCAAAGUAUGUAUAAGGUUAUAUUUGUUAUGGUAUGAUGUAUAUGUAAGUUGGGGGUGUGAUAUUUCGAGUAGGCUCUAUCUCUCAGAACUAACCUUUACUGUAGAAACAAACCAAAAAAAUUAACGCUGUCAUAGAUAACACUUAAAUCACAAUUCCCAGAGGGCCUCUGGGUCUCAUCCUAGAGCUGCUCUUCACAAAUCAGAUCGAUCCUCCCCAUCAAACCCCUGGGGGCCAGUUCUUGACAUUUCCUUCCUGGUGAACUGGGGCUAAAGUCCUUGGCCUUGGGGGAGUUUGCAGAUGAGUAAUCGGGAAGGAUUGUGAAAUAACUGGCUUCUUUUUUAUUUGCAUUUUAGUCUUGCUUUUAAAUUAAUUAUUUUUUAUUAGUAUCCUAGCCUGUGGCUUAGCAGUGACGGUUGGAGGCUGGGAACACCAGAAAAAACAGUGUUGCGUCUUCAGGCCAAGCUGCUUAGGAUUGUCAUGAUUUCCACUGCCAAGAACACUGUUAUGAUAAGAUGUUUCUCUCAUUUUCUAACUGGGCAGCUCCCAACGAAACUGACAUCCUAGCUUUCUGAAUGAGUCGACCUAACAUGAGGUCUCUUUUAACCUCAUGGAGUAAGCCACUUUCUCUGUAAAAUGUGGCUUUUGACCUUGAUGAUGAAGAUUUAACUUAUUCCUACCUACAUGGAGGAAGGCUAUUACCUCCCUCUCCAGUGGUGGGAAAAAUGAGCCUCAUUAACAUGUCCAGUGUCCCUGGGAGGGGAUAAAAAAGUUCAGUGUUAUCAUCUUGGUAGUUUGUUAAUUUUUUUUCAAUUGCAUGACUGUUAACAUAGACACUACUGUUUUUUUGGUUUUUUAUACCUACAUAGCACAUGAUUUUGGGGGCAUGAAGCAAGUAUAAGUUGGGAGAGGGCGGAGAUAUAUGCGAUAAUCUAUAGAGAGAGAAAAAACUAAAAUGUGCAGCUAAAUUAUAUAAAAUCUGGUUUUUGAAGUAUCAGAUAUUCAGGAAUAUUUUUAGCACCUUUUCUUAAAAACAUAUGCCUUGAUUCAGUGACUUGACAUUAAAACAUGCCUCUUGUUUUGUUGUUAUUUUCAAUGUCUAUUCUGACCCCAAACUGUGUAUUACGGUGCAGACUGUCAAUUGCAGUCAUAAACUUAUGUUUUUCUUCCAAUAACAGGGACCAAAGAGUUAAUCAAAUAGGUUCAGCUGCUACCGUUGUGUGAUUAAAAGGUGUUUUAAUCACACCAAAUUUCCAUGGCCCAAAUAGUCGAGGCCUGCUAUUUGUUUUCUAUUUCAGGUUGGAGUAAAUUUGCACUUUUAAUCAUAUAGGUCUUUUGGGGGCCUUGUUCUUUUAUACUUUGCUUUGUUAAUAAAGGAACUGUAGAAACC
This is a messenger RNA of Manis javanica (Malayan pangolin), 6451 nucleotides long. NCBI's taxonomy places the organism in Eukaryota, Metazoa, Chordata, Mammalia, Pholidota, Manidae. The record is from RefSeq and is a predicted model, not a curated record.